Molecule: messenger RNA, 1017 nt
Organism: Colletotrichum tamarilloi
Lineage: Eukaryota; Fungi; Ascomycota; Sordariomycetes; Glomerellales; Glomerellaceae
Product: Yip1 domain-containing protein
Exons: 3
Coding region: 1-1017 (338 amino acids)
Biological process (GO): endoplasmic reticulum to Golgi vesicle-mediated transport; vesicle fusion with Golgi apparatus
Cellular component (GO): trans-Golgi network
Source: RefSeq, a predicted model, not a curated record
AUGUCAAACUACUACCAACCCCAACAAUCCUACGGCCCCGGCGCAGGAGGCGGCGGCGGCGGCGGAGGAGGAGGUGCCCAAAACCUCCAGUUCUACCCCUCCUCCUACUCCCCAGCCGGCGCCGUCUCGGGCCACGCAACCCCACAACAGGCCUCCUACGGCUACGGAGCCCAACCCGCCGCGGCAGGCGGCUUCGGCGGUGCGGCAGCCUUUGGCGCCCCUCCUGGCGGCGGCGUCGGUGUAUCGGGUCGCAUGGGCGAGCAGGGCGGUCUGCGCACGGGUUGGCUGGCGGCCUUUUCGACUGAAGGCUAUGAUGGCGAGCCGCCCUUGCUCGAGGAGCUUGGGGUCAACUUUGGGCAUAUUCAGGCAAAGACUCUGGCGGUCCUGAACCCCUUCCGCCGAAUCGACCAACACCUAAUGGACGACGCAGACCUCUUCGGUCCCCUACUCUUCGUCCUCUCCUACGGCACCUUCCUCCUUCUCUCCGGCAAAAUCCACUUCGGCUACAUCUACGGCCUCGCCCUCCUCGGAAGCACCUCCCUCCACAUAAUCCUCUCCCUCAUGACGCCCACCGACGCCCACCCCUCAACAGCACCCCAGGCACCCCAAUACGGCGGGCCCGUCUCCUCCGUCGGCGGAGGCUACCCCGGCGCCCCGGACACCCACCACGACCACCCGUCGCGCAACGCCGCGGGCCACUUCUCCUCGACCCUGACCUUCACUCGCUCCUCCUCCGUGCUGGGCUACUGCCUCCUCCCUCUGGUGGCCACCAGCGUGUUCGGCGUCUUUAUGCCCAUGGACACGCCCCUCGGUAUCGUCUUCACCACCAUGGCUAUCCUCUGGUGCACGUACUCCGCCUCGGGCAUGUUUUGCGCUGUUGGACGGAUGAGGGGUAUGCGCGGGCUGGUGGCGUACCCGCUUGCGCUAUUUUACGUCGGAUUCGGUAUCAUGGGUAUUUUCAGCUCUAGGGGCAGCGGCGGGUCUCUGGCCAAGGCGGCGGCUGGGCUGAAGGGUUGA